UAAAGAUGAAAUAACAUGUAAGGGCAGAUAAGAAGAAAGUAGAAAAAAGAGGCAGAGAUAGUUUGAGAGAAAGAUGGAAAUGAAGCACAGGGAGAUCGCUAAAAGUCUCUUACGAACAGUAGGCUGUUAGAGCACCAAGUACAAGUAUAGGCUUGACUACAAAAGAAAACUGGGGAGUCUCUGGUCUCUGAGCAGGUCAGCUUUGAUAUGAAGCAUUUUUCAUCACAGAUCGUACCUCCUCUUCUUUUAUUUUAGGUCUCACAGAAAAAAAGGUAGGGAACCAUGACCUGAAAGAUUAAGAGUCCUCCAAUCUAGAUUCAGUUUUGUUGUGAUAUCUUAAGCCAGUCAUUCCCCUUUCCUGGACCCUGAGUAGCUAGUAAAAUGGGAGGAAAGGUCUCUUCGUAUUUUAUGUAUCUAUUCUUUACAACUAAAAUUCUUCUGGUGUCACUGAGAUCUCCUAAGUAGUUCUGGGGUCCCUUCUUUAAAGCAUAAAGAACAGAUAAUUGCUUUGCAAAAAAAAAAGUAACAAGAGCACUCUGGAUUAGGAUUAGAAACAGCUGGCAGCAAGCCUCUAAUUCUUUGGAGAAAAGACUCUUCCACAGUACCAUUUUCAGGCCUUUAUUCAUCAUACUACAACACAAUUAGGUAAGCUGCUCAGUUGUUCAAAUAUCUCUCUUUGCAAAGUAUCACUCAGGUCUAUCAAAGCAGUGUUGAAACAUACAGCACUCUCCUCUGUGAAUGUCAUUAUGGACAGAGGCUUGGCAUUAUAUUAAUUACAUUAGCUGGCUCAGGACAACAUAAUCUCACCUGAUUAACAAUAUUCCUUACUCUCUUUCUCCUGUAUUUGUGUCCUCUGCCUGAAUUUUUUUGUUCUUUUGUUUAUUCACUCAUUUAUCCUUGCAAUAAAUAUUUACUGAGCCCCUCGUAUGUGCCAGACACUAUAUUAUUUAGUAUCUGAUACCGAUAUGUGAUAUAUAUCAGUAUAUGUCAGUAACAAAAACAGGUAAAGUCUCUUCCCUCACAGACUUUCCUUUCUUUCUGCAUGCCCUUUAUCUUAGCUGAAAUAAACAAAAAAAAAAUAGUUGAAACACCCUUUAGCUAUAAUUAGGGUACUUGUGUUCUUGUCCCAGCUGUGCUAUGAGUCUAAGGGGUAAGUCUAUUAACCUCUCUGUAUAUAAUUUUCCUCUUCUGUACACGAAAGUGUUGAACAAGACUAUCCUAAGGAAUUUCUCACAUGGACGUUUUCAGUAGCUCCUAACUAGUCUCUCUGCUUUCAUUUUGCUCCUGCCAUCCCUGAAAUCUUUUCUUGGAGGUAGUACCUGCUCUAGUCCCCAACUUCCUCUCUAAUCUCAUCUUCUACCACUAUUCCCUGCACUCACUCUGUCCAGGCACAAUGGUCUCCACGCUGUUUCUUGUACACUGCAAAUAUACUCCCCUCUUGGGGCUUUUGCAUUUGCUUUUCCCACUUCUUAGAAAGCUUUCCUUACCUCCACCGUCCCCCAAGGUUCACAUGACUCAUGCCUUCACUUCCUUCAAUUACAUAAAUGCCUUUUCAGGAGCCAUUCUCUGAUCUGAUCACCUUACAUAAAAUAGCACCUCCAUGCCACUCUCUGCCCUGCCUUUUUCUUUUUAAUUCUUAUGACUACCUAACUCACCAUAUAUUUCCUUGUUUGUCUUCUGUCUCCCUCCAACAGAAGAUGCAUACCAUUAGAAUAGGGCUUUUGGCUUGUUUUGUUCCCUGCUAUAUCCCCAGUGCCAAAAAUAGUACCAGAUACACAGUAAAUGCUCAAUAAACAUUUGUUGAAUGAAUAACAUAAUGAACCUUUUCUAGUAAUAAAAUAAGUUUCACUGUGUGUCAAACUUUAUUCAUACUUAGUAGGGUUCAAAUCCAGCUACUAGGACCUAUAAGACACCAGUCAAGUAUUAGAACUACACUGGAGUCAGACAACACAGAAAAGUUACCAAAGAAAUGAAUCAUUAGCUGAAGCCAAUCCAUUCCAUUCCUUGAAGAUUUUUGUUUCAUAGCAUGGUAAGCUACAAUAAGAUUGGACUUAAAUAUUUAUUCCAUGCAGUUUCUUGCAAUGAGAAAAGUGGCAUUACUACCCUCAUUUCACUUAGGCCUGGAGAAGUUUAGUCAUUUAUCCAACAUAUCCAACCUUUUAAGGAAGAGAUAAAAUAAGGACAUAAAUCCCUGACUGCCAAGCCCACAGUUAUUUAUUUUCAAUAGUGACCUAUACAAGAACAAAAAGAUCUGUCCUGGCAUAAAUAUGUAAUGUGUGUGAUGUGUAGGGUAAAAAGUGUAGAUUAACUAACCUGAGGGACUCUUCCCACUGAACUUCUGAAGCAACUGCAUAUUCCAAAAGUUUAUCUUAUUUACAGUUUAUUUUAUACACUAUCAGUAUAUACUGUACUGUUUAUCUUAUAUACUGUCAUAUCCCCAAUACUUGGCACAUGCUCCUUUCAUAUGUGCUGAUUAAAUGAAAGUAUCAGCCUCAUAGUAAACAGAGGCCUAUUAACAAACAGGUGCCCCUCAACCACCCCAGGUAAUAAUUACUCUCACCUCCUGCACAGGCCACAGCCUUGGAGCCAUUUACACUCAUGAACAGCCACACAUGCACAGCACCCCUUGAAGGAAAAGAAAAACAAAUUUCUACAUCCUGCAUCACACCUGGCUUUGCAGGUAUUUCGUAGUCAGAUGAGGGACAAGGACAAAAUUGCCAGCUUACAGCUUGUUUCAGUAUUUCUAGGAGCACCACAAAGACACACAUAGAUACAUACACAUCUAUGUGUAUGUGGAGAAAGACCCAUUUACAAACACAAAUGUACAAAUACACAUAUGCAUAUCAAAAUCACUUCAGAAUUAGGCAUGAUACAAAUCAUAAAUAAAUUUAUAUAUACAGUAACACACAAGCUGGUUUUGCCCAAGCAUACUCACAAAUGUACAAAAACACAUACACAAAGAUAAUAUUUACCUCAAGGUCUGACUGUGAAAAGUAAAUGAGAUUAUGUGAAUUCACAGUAGCUCUUGACACACAGAAAUCAUGCUAAUAAAGGUUAGCUCUUGAUUGUAUAUAUAAAAAUACAUAUAUUAUUUAUUAUAUUUAAAUUUGUAUCCAACUCAUAUUAAUAUACACCUUCAAAACAAAAUUUCCUUUUCAGUCACUACUCAGAAUAUCAUGGAAAUUCUAGAUUGUGGGAGCCAAUAACAGAACCGGUAGUGUGGGAUGUGCUAUUGUAGUGCAGGGGGAGGGGAGGGAAAAUCCUGCUGGUAGGAGGCUAGUAAACAAGACUUUCCAGAAGUUUUUGCUUGGGAGAAGGCCUAGCCCUGGAGGGAACUGAGCUGAUGAGUACUCUUGGGAGACCAACCAAAGGAGUUUCUAACGUUAUUGGAUAAGGAGAAGGGGUUGUCCUCUCUCAGUAGCCUUGGGGGGGAGAGUCCCCAGAGUGCCAGUGAGUUCAAAUCAGCCAGAAAAUCCUUUAAAGUAUUUAUCCUAUAGUCCCAUAGCUUGGAGAAAAUCUGAUUAACUCCAUCUCCCCAGAUGGGCUUUAGAGUGAAAUGUAUAGCUGGCUUCUAAGAUUCAAAUAAGGUGGGAAAACAGCGGAAGAAAAAACAGGGAAUGUGAGUCAUAACACAAUCUCUGUGUGUACAACUUGGCUCUGCCAUCAAUUUGGAGCAAGCCACAGCUCUGUGAGGCUCAGUUUCCCCAGCAAAUAAAAGGCAAAUAAAACUGUCUCCUGUCCAGUUGGAAUAAGGUGUUUUUAUUCCCUCUCAAAAGGGUGCCAGCCACAACACCUCCCACUCAACCCUGGAAACUGCUCAAAGAAUUUCUCUCGUAUUUCCCUGCUGCGGUGACCCUUGAGGGGGUCUUUAUCCACCAGACUUCUUUUUGGAUAUUCCUCCUUUCUUUCUGGGGCCAAAUAUUAUAACUUCAGAGCUCUUUUUAAAAAAUCAGGGAUCUGCUUCAACUCUUCCUUUUUAAAAGGAUAAAUUGAGCCCAGAGCACGUCUUAACUAGGAACCAUGUGUUUUACUCACAUGCAACUGAAUUCUUUAAAAAUCAAGGUAACCUUUGAGAGACCUAGAGUGAUUAAUUCCAUAACCUCUCUUACCCUACCGCUUACACGGAAAGAAGCUUGGGGGUAGGAGGGGGAUUGCGCAGAUCUCGUCCAGCACUCCAAGCGUUAAAUUCAACCCGGAGUCUAACAGGCUAUUGGCCGAAUACCGGGAGAAGAUCUGGUUUUCGUAGCCGCGGGCCAAUGAACACCUCGAGUGGGAGGGUUUGAAGAUACUAAGGAGUUUCCCCCCUUUUUUUAUCCUCUCAACCCCCUCCCAUCGGCUGUCACCCCUCCCAUCCCCCACGCCUCCAGUUUGUUAAAUUAAUGCAGUAAGAAAGUCUGAAGAUCUGUAGGAGCCUUGAUCAAGGAAAGAUGAGCGAGCUCAGAAAACCGAGAUGCAUCUGAGACAUUGGGCUCCCGAGCCCCGCGGGGUAGCCAUGGACCCCGGUAGCCCCUGAAACUUGCCCCGGGCUCUCUGACGCCUGCGGCCCCAAGCAAUGGGACACCUUUUCUGCAGUGAUCAUAACUUAUUCGGCGGGGACCGGGGACCAGGAAACAGGAAUAGCAAGGCGACAGCAGAAUAGCACCGAGGCAGGGGAAUGAGAUUCCGAGACUGGAUUGCGAUGCGCCGGCCUGGCACACUCUCCGAGAUUUAACUGAAGGCAGCACCGUCAACCGCUUUCCCCUCGCCUCUAACCCCCUCAGCCGGCCCAGAGCCAUAAAGCUCUGUUCUCUUUACCCAAGAUGCUCGCCCAAUCCAACGGUCCGAGGCCAACGUUCUGAUCUCCACAGAAGAUUUUUUUCCUUGCAUGGAGCUGGCCGUUUAAACAGAAAAACAGGGGUAAAAAAAAAAAAAAAAAAAAAGGAAAUAUACCCACCCCCAAACGUGCCUCCCCAGCGCCGCAGGGAGCCAACAGACACGCUGGAGUUUAACAAACAGCAAUACUCUUCGCGCUCCUGAAAAGCAGGGCUGGACGCUCUCCGUGGUGCUGAAACGCCUCGCAGCAGCCGCUGUCCGUGGUAUCCACAGCCCCCUCGCUCCGACUUCCCCUGGGGCUCUCCCUCCGAGCCCCUGUUCCCCGCCUCCCCUUAACAUCUGGAUUAUUUUUUUCAAUAGCGCUUUCUGGUUUUGUAAGUGCCAAUUUGAAACAUUUUUGCCCCCAUAACUCGUGGACUACAAAGCACAAGGACCUCAAAAAUGUACAGCUUCAAUACUCUUCGACUCUACCUUUGGGAGACCAUUGUAUUCUUCAGCCUUGCUGCUUCUAAGGAGGCGGAAGCUGCUCGCUCCGCACCCAAGCCUAUGUCACCCUCGGAUUUCCUGGAUAAGUUAAUGGGGAGAACCUCCGGAUAUGACGCCAGGAUCAGGCCCAAUUUUAAAGGUCCCCCAGUGAACGUGAGCUGCAACAUUUUCAUCAACAGCUUUGGUUCCAUUGCUGAGACAACCAUGGACUAUAGGGUCAACAUCUUCCUGCGUCAGCAAUGGAACGACCCCCGCCUGGCCUAUAACGAAUAUCCUGAUGACUCUCUGGACCUGGACCCAUCCAUGCUGGACUCCAUCUGGAAACCUGACCUGUUCUUUGCCAACGAGAAGGGGGCCCACUUCCAUGAGAUCACCACAGACAACAAAUUGCUAAGGAUCUCCCGGAAUGGGAACGUCCUCUACAGCAUCAGAAUCACCCUGACACUGGCCUGCCCCAUGGACUUGAAGAAUUUCCCCAUGGAUGUCCAGACAUGUAUCAUGCAACUGGAAAGCUUUGGAUAUACCAUGAAUGACCUCAUCUUUGAGUGGCAGGAACAGGGAGCCGUGCAGGUGGCAGAUGGACUAACUCUGCCCCAGUUUAUCUUGAAGGAAGAGAAGGACUUGAGAUACUGCACCAAGCACUACAACACAGGUAAAUUCACCUGCAUUGAGGCCCGGUUCCACCUGGAGCGGCAGAUGGGUUACUACCUGAUUCAGAUGUAUAUUCCCAGUCUGCUCAUUGUCAUCCUCUCAUGGAUCUCCUUCUGGAUCAACAUGGAUGCUGCACCUGCUCGUGUGGGCCUAGGCAUCACCACGGUGCUCACCAUGACCACCCAGAGCUCUGGCUCUCGAGCAUCUCUGCCCAAGGUGUCCUAUGUGAAAGCCAUUGACAUUUGGAUGGCAGUUUGCCUGCUCUUUGUGUUCUCAGCCCUACUAGAAUAUGCUGCCGUUAACUUUGUGUCUCGGCAACAUAAAGAGCUGCUCCGAUUCAGGAGGAAGCGGAGACAUCACAAGAGCCCCAUGUUGAAUCUAUUCCAGGAGGAUGAAGCUGGAGAAGGCCGCUUUAACUUCUCUGCCUAUGGGAUGGGCCCAGCCUGUCUGCAGGCCAAGGAUGGCAUCUCAGUCAAGGGUGCCAACAACAAUAACACCACCAACCCCCCUCCUGCACCAUCUAAGUCCCCAGAGGAGAUGCGAAAACUCUUCAUCCAGAGGGCUAAGAAGAUCGACAAAAUAUCCCGCAUUGGCUUCCCCAUGGCCUUUCUCAUUUUCAACAUGUUCUACUGGAUCAUCUACAAGAUUGUCCGUAGAGAGGAUGUCCACAACCAGUGAAGGGUCUGAAAGGUUGGGGGAGGCUGGGAGAGGGGAACGUGGGAAUAGCACAGGAAUCUGAGAGACUAAGGAAGAGAAGGGGAAGAGAGGGAGGGGGCACACUUACACAACUCUCUCUACAAUAUGUGCAAUAGCAAAACGCAGUGAUGCAUGAAUUUUACAAUGUGGCACUAUUUAACCUCGGGUGGGCUGUGGGCGGGGGGUCAGGAGGGACUUUUCUAAUAUAGGAACUGAGGGCUGGGAGGAAGGGAGGGGGUAAAGGCAGGGGUGGGGAUUGGGGAAAUAAUAGCUUUCAAAAAUCUCAGUCCAUGGCUGUGCAGUUUUCCUGUUGGGAAGGAGAGCGCAGUCUGCCCCAGAGCAGAAAGAAAGCAAUGUAAUAUAUGAUAUAUAUUCAUGCUUAAUAUUAAUGCAAAACCACAAAAACAAAAGAUUUGUUUCUUAACCUAUCAGCCUAGUAACUGCUUAAAUUUUUAAAGUCACAGAAGUAAUGGACAAAUUUUCCCAGAGUGGAAACAGUCACAAAUAAGCUUGCUCUGAUGUAUGUCCCACAUCAUACCCCUCCAAAUGCCAUACCCGUCUUCAAACUGACCCAGGCAGACACAUGCCAAAAAGCCAUUUUGCCUCUGCUUCAAGAGGGCUGUGUGGUAUGGGAAGGGGUAGUGGAAACAGGGACAGGUGGAGAGACGAGAAGGGAGUGACUAAAGAGACAGACAUUUCAGAGGCCAAGGAUUGAGAAUGUAGGUAACCCCAGCUCAACCCUCACAUCUCAAGGCCACAACUGUACCUCUCUGAGCCCUCUUGCUUCUGUGCUUCAACAAUGUCCCACUCACCCUCCACCACCACCCAGAAAUGGCCAAUGUGGUUUUCUCAUUAUAUUGCCAAUAUGCAACAUUUUUUAUGGUUAAAAAAAAAAAUCUUGAAAAAUAAUAUGCAGAUAGACUGAGUGUAAACAGAUACUUUUUUCAAAUGUCUAUUUUUUUGGAGAGUCUCUUUGGAAUUGCAACUCAGUGCAUGUUUGGGAAGGUGGCGUCAGUGGUGUGAAAUACAAUUAUUCUCUAGUGGUCCUACAGAGUAAAGUUUUAAGAGGUGAAACAGCAGUGUUGAGUCUGCUGCCGAUUAGACAUAAAUGGGUGGGGAGAGAUAGUAAUGUUUAGAAAAUGUUUGUUAUAUUUUGACAUAUAUCACAAUGUGCAAAGUUUGGGGGGCUGACCCCGUUAUAUUUUUGUAAGUCUGUUUUUUUCCUUUUAGGUGCUUUAACAUUUAGGAAAGUUAGACAAAUAUUUUUCUUUCAAUUCUGAAGUGCCAGAAUUGUCCUGGGACAGCUAGGGCACUCCAGAAAAAAGGAGGACCAGGAGAUGAAUUUAGUUUGGGGGAUGGGGUGGGCAUGGUCCUGCUGACAGAAAUGGAUAUCACAGAUGGGAGGUCUGCAAGGUGGAGACAGCAGGCCUCUGUCCACUGUCAACAGCACUAUGCCUGAAAUAAUGGCACCAUUGUCUGAAGCAUUUUCCCUGCUUUGGCCCAUGGCCAGAGUAUGGGGGUUCCAUUUCUUUCUUUGCACUUUAGUGUCUGAGCUUUGGAUCAAAGGUGUAGGUAGAAUGUUGAGAUAGCUGACAAUCAGUUUGUCCUGAGGCCUGGGGUUUCAAACGUGUCUUUUAAAAAUCUCCAACUUGAGGCAGCAUGGAGGAGGAGUGGUAAGCAGAGAAGACACACUGGAAGCCUAACUUUUCCCUAAAGCACCUUCCCCUAGGGGAUUUUCUCCCAUUCCCUCAGCACAAUAACUAAUACAGUCCUAAAGUAGCAGGUCAAGACAAAGAUCUAAAGAGAUUUACAUAAGGAAAAUGCACUAUGCAGUCAAAAAAGGAUUUGGCUUUGAGGCUUGAAUGGUAAAGGUGUUUACAUCCAGGUCCAGGGAAAAUAAAUUAUUGCCUUCCCUUCUCUUGGCCUGUGUAGACCAAAAAGCUAAACUGUAUUACAGCUUUGGAUGACAUGAUAGAACCUGUAAUCUUAUUUUUCUAAGAAAACUUGGGAGAUGGGAGCCAAGUGGGUAGAAGUCUCUCAUCGAAGACCACUCUUUCUCCCAUCACAAACAUGUGUCCAACGGAGGAAAAGUUUAAAAGAGGGACUUGAACGACUACACUUCAAGAUGAGAACAUCAGUCUUCGAGCUGCUGUCAGCACCUUUCAUUAGCACUAUAUUCUCAAGUGGUGCAUGAGUCUUUGGAGAGGCCCUUUCACUAGCACUUUAUUCACUUUAUUUAGGGAAAAUUAUUUUUUAAUCUAAAAAAAUUAAGCCCUUCUUCCUACUUUACUCAUUACUGGACUAAAUUCAGAAUGUCUGAAGUCUCGGUGAAUCAGGCAACAAUCGUGCUAGAGCUCCAGCAGAAACUAAAGACAACGCCAUUGUUCUAAGACAUUCUGCCUCCACUCAAAACAGAUAAUCCGCAGAUUCCAAACCAGCCUCCUUAUAAGUAGUGUCUGGAAUCCAUCUGAGAGAGAGAAAUCACUGGGCCAUUUGCCCAACCUCUGCUGGGUCCUUGAACUUCUGCCACCAUAUUCAGCUUGUGGGCCCACUGGGAGCUGCCAGGUUGACAGUAGCCAACAAACAAUUGAAUAAUCUCUUUGAGACACAGAGGGGGAAUGUCACUGAAAUCUUCUCUCAGACUAUUUCAAACUAGUGUCCCUUAUGGAAAAUCAACAUGAGUGGAGUGAUUAUAGCAAUGAAAAGAACCUGGAUUUUAGUCCUGCCACUAAAAUAGGCUGAGUGACCUUGGGUAAAGGACUAGGCUUUAGUUUCUCUAAAUACACAAUAUGAAUAGUAGUAUAGUAUCUAAACUCCCUCUUAGCUCUAAGUGCUCUAUGACUCUGUGUUUAAGUUAGUCUACAGGAAAUUCACACGACCAAAAAUUUAAUGUCACUUUGAUUUCUAAACCCUCCAAGGUGGAUGUGUGGAUACGCAUGCAUAAACACAUGGACCCACACAUUAUUGCCUUUGGAAAAUUUGCAGAUUUCUUUUUUCUUUGCCCCUCUUGGCGAACGGUGAUGAGGAAAGGACAUGAAUCAUUACAAAGUCAGAAAUAUCAUCAUGAAUUAAGAAUGGAAGCAUAUUCAAGGAAAAGACAUUAUCAUCAACGUAUAACGUAGUAAGGAUUUAACAAAUUACAUGAAUUUCAUCUUUAUGGAAAAAUCAAACCAGAUAAGCUAAGCCAAUUACUUUAAGUGGCUCCAAUGAACAGGGCAAUACUUUCUUAAUUUCUUCUUCAGUUUGAGCACAGGGGAUACUAUGCUUUGGGAUUACAGAUGCCAAGUGGUAUGGUGGCCAAAAAACUGAUUUAGGUACAAUGAACGGUUUACCAGUUUUCAAACUCUUUGCUUAUCCAGACCACACCAGUAUUUAUACAUGGUGUGAGAACUGGACACUGGCAUAGAGGAUUGGUGAUUUCACCCUCCAAAACUACAGCUAAUCCUAGGAGCCAAAUCUAGGAGGUACCAAUUAAGCAGACCAAAUUUCUGCUUAAUUGAUUAUCACUUAUUAGCUUAUAAUGUAUCUCAUUCAUUUCAAGAAUAGUCAAAAUAAAUGGCUGAACUUUGACACCCUCUAGUCCUUUCAAACACUGUUAGCUAAGACUCUAAGGAAUGAACAAGAACAGGCAUGAACAGAAAGGAAAAAAAAAAUGUAUGUCCGUGUGUAUGUGGAUAUGCAAUAUCUUGAUUUUAACUCUAUUUUUAGUUUGAGUCUAAAAAACAAGAGGAUUGGUCUUUUGACCCAAAUUAUUCCUUCUAAACUGUCAAUAAAUAAGAAAUGAAUCCCUCUCAAAAGCUCACCAAUCUUUUUCAUAGGCUAUUUUGUUCAUACUGGGGAGAAAAAUAAAUACGAGACAUGGUUCCUUUCCCUCAAAGUACACAUCUUUAUGAGCAUCAUAAAAUAUAGAGAUGGUGUUUUGUGAGGCUGCAUUAGAUUACAGUGUGGGCUGAUGCCCCACCUAAACUGGUACCAUCACUGAUAACAGUCUUCUGUGAAAAUUAGAUUUCUUAGUUAAUUGCAACACAUUGAAAUAGAAGGGGUGAUUAUUAUGUCUGGAGUAACUGCCUCCUUACUAGAAGAAUCUGGCAAGCACAAGGCUUGGUGGUGGUACAAUCUGUAUCAGCUUUAGGACAGAAGUCAAGAUCUAAGAUUUGUAGCUGUUUCCUAGUCUGGCUGGAAUCCCAGUUAAGGAGCCAUGAAUACCACUCCAGAAAGCAUCUUAUUCAACGAGCACCUUUUGCACAUUCUACCCACCCUCCACGCCGACUCUGAAAAGGCAGACAGGAUUUUCUCUGUGAGCUAUGUUUCCUGGGUUGGCUAGGUGGCUUGCACUCUGAAGGGCUGGUAAGGUAUGUUGAGAAAGAGUGAAUCGACCUCUUCCCUUGAUAUAUGGCAUCAUUCCUUCUUGAACCAACCAACCCAAAAAUUCUCUAAAUAGGCAAGCAGACAGCGUGUUUUUAAAAUAUAAUUUAGCUUCUUUUCUACCACUGAGCUCCUCCUCUCAGAAAUCAACUCCAGAAAUUUGAAUUAAGAACCUUUCCUGGCUGGGUGAGGUAGCUCAUGCCUGUAAUCCCAGCACUUUGGGAGGCUGAGGUGGGCAGAUUACCCGAGGUCAGGAGUUCCAGA
Messenger RNA from Cercocebus atys (sooty mangabey), 11274 nucleotides. RefSeq names its product glycine receptor, alpha 1 (gene GLRA1). Gene Ontology annotation, molecular function: transmitter-gated monoatomic ion channel activity; transmembrane signaling receptor activity; glycine binding. The record is from RefSeq and is a predicted model, not a curated record. The transcript has 9 exons. Gene Ontology annotation, cellular component: neuron projection; plasma membrane; postsynaptic membrane. Bases 5254 to 6627 code for a protein of 457 amino acids. Gene Ontology annotation, biological process: regulation of membrane potential; nervous system process; chloride transmembrane transport. Lineage: Eukaryota; Metazoa; Chordata; Mammalia; Primates; Cercopithecidae.